CAUGAUCUCAUCAUGUGUGCGAGAAAUGGAAAGCAGUCCGGCUAUUUCGGUCAAAAGUGUAAACUUAACGAUAACAGCACAGUUCCCUAUCGGAGUUUGCAUUGGAACCGUGUGAUAUUUUCGUACACAUCCGCGUCUUUGGUUCGACUUUUGCCGGUUUUCCAGCAAUAAUCCAGCUUCCUAUCCAGCUAAUUAGAACCCUGCUCAAUGAACCCAACACACAGACUGUUAAUGGUGCGAACAGUCGCAUCACAAAUUUUGAGAAAAAAGCUGCACGAUAUUCCAUUGUCGAAGGACCGCUACAACCUGAGGCGUAAAUCUUAUGCUACAAUAACCGGACAGGACAUCAACUUUUUCGAGCGAACUCUUCCCACCAAUAAUCAAGUUCUUCGAGGUGAAACGGAAGCAGCUGGCUAUAAUCGUGACUACUUCCGGUACGUUCGAGGCAUGUCGUCUCUGGUUCUGAAACCACGAUCAGCCCAGGAAGUAAGUUCGAUUUUAAAAUACUGCAAUGGACGCAGAUUAGCGAUUUCGAUUUUCGGAGGCAAUACCGGCGUGUGUGGAGGAUCUGUUCCAGUUUUCGACGAAAUUGUACUAUCUCUAGAGCUGAUGAAUCGAGUCGAAAGUAUCGAUAGAUAUUCGGGGACUAUGCUAUGCGAGGCCGGUUGUAUCCUAGGAAAAUUGGAACAAAAUUUGUCCGAAGAAGGUUUGAUGUUGCCCCUCGACUUGGGAUCGAAAGAUUCCUGCCAGAUUGGAGGAAAUGUGUCCACUAACGCCGGUGGCAUUCGAUUGAUGCGUUACGGAAAUCUCCACGGUUCGAUUCUGGGUUUAGAGGUUGUUCUGGCCGAUGGAACCGUUUUGGAUUUGAUGAGCACUUCUAGGAAAGACAAUACCGGUUACCAUUUGAAAAACUUGUUUAUCGGAGCAGAAGGAACUCUGGGUGUGGUCACAAAGGUCGCCAUUUGCUGCCCACCAGCUACUGUUACCCAAAAUGUGCUAUUUUUGGGACUUAAAAAUUAUGAACACGUGCUUAAGACAUUCCUCGAAGCAAAAAAGCUAUUGGGAGGGAUUCUAACGUCUUGUGAGUUGAUGGAUCAUUCGGCUUUGGAUUGCUGCAUAAAGCAUCUCGAGGCAGAGGCUCCGUUGGGCGAGUUUCCGUUCUACUUGCUCAUAGAAACUACUGGUCAACAUAAGGAACACGAUGAUGAGAAAGUGGAAAUGUUUUUGGAACAGGUUCUGUCAACAGAAAUAAUACAAGACGGCAUUAUGACAAGUGAUCCCUCGAAAAUAAAGAAAAUUUGGCAACUCAGAGAACAUAUCCCGACGGCCAUUUAUAGCAACAAUUUUUGCUUGACCUACGACCUUUCGUUACCGUUACGUCAUUUCUACGACAUCGUUCCCGAAACCAGACGCUUUGUGGGAGAUGCGGCCAGCCUGGUGUGUGGCUUCGGACAUAUUGGAGAUUCUAACAUCCAUCUUACAGUUGCUGGCGAUGAACUGACCGACGAAAUGCAUCAACAAAUCGAUAAGUUUGUGUACGGAUUCACUUCCAACCUUCGAGGAAGCAUUAGUGCGGAGCACGGAAUAGGUCUGCUGAAGACCAACUAUUUGGAGCAAUCAAAAUCGGCUCAAUCGAUAGCGCUAAUGAAAGAUAUUAAAUAUACAUUCGAUCCCAAUCAUAUUCUGAAUCCCUAUAAAAUAUUCAACUGACAACUUGAUUUGAUGUUCGGAUACAAUAAA
Messenger RNA from Uranotaenia lowii, 1740 nucleotides. Its product is annotated as D-2-hydroxyglutarate dehydrogenase, mitochondrial-like. Gene Ontology annotation, cellular component: mitochondrion. The transcript is spliced from 5 exons. The record is from RefSeq and is a predicted model, not a curated record. NCBI's taxonomy places the organism in Eukaryota, Metazoa, Arthropoda, Insecta, Diptera, Culicidae. Gene Ontology annotation, molecular function: catalytic activity; FAD binding. The coding region runs from base 208 to 1710 and encodes 500 amino acids.